AUGGCCAUUGGUGCAAUGUCUUCUUCUUCUCCUUCUUCUUCUCCUCCAUUGUCAAAGCUUGCAACAUCCAAAGCUCAUGGAGAAGACUCUCCAUACUUUGCUGGUUGGAAAGCUUAUGAAGAGAAUCCUUAUCAUCCUUUGAACAACCCUUCAGGUGUCAUUCAAAUGGGAUUAGCUGAAAACCAAGUUUCAUUUGAUCUUUUGGAGGAGUACUUGGAAAAAGAACAAGAACAAGUGUUCAAGUGUGGAUCAAACUUCAGAGAAACAGCUUUGUUUCAAGAUUAUCAUGGUCUUAAAGAUUUCAAGAAAGCAUUGGCAAGUUUCAUGGGAGAAAUAAGAGGAGGAAGAGCUAAAUUCGACGAAAAUCGCUUAGUUCUCACCGCCGGUGCCACCGCCGCUAAUGAGCUUCUCACUUUCAUUCUCGCCGACCCCGGCGAUUGUUUGCUCGUUCCCACUCCUUAUUAUCCAGGUUUUGAUAGAGACUUGAGGUGGAGAACAAGAGUGAACAUAAUUCCGAUUCAUUGCGAUAGCUCGAAUGAUUUCCAAGUGACAAGAAAAGCUUUAGAAGAUGCAUACAAGGAAGCCGAAAAGAAGAGGAGUAAAGUUAAAGGAGUUCUAUUAACGAAUCCUUCAAAUCCUUUAGGCAAAGUGAUACCAAAAAAAAUCCUUGAAGACAUACUUGACUUUGUGACAAAGAAAAACAUGCAUUUAAUCUCUGAUGAGAUCUACUCCGGCUCCGUAUUCACCCCGAAUGAGUUCGUAUCGGUAGCUGAAAUCAUCGAAGAAAACGGAUACAAAAACUCGGAAAGAGUGCACAUUGUUUACAGUCUUUCAAAAGAUCUAGGCUUGCCUGGAUUCAGAGUUGGAGCUAUAUAUUCAUACAAUCCAAAUGUUGUUAUAACUGCAACAAGGAUGUCAAGUUUCAGCCUUGUUUCAUCUCAAACUCAGAGAAUGUUGGCUUCCAUGCUAUCAAACAAAGAGUUCACUGAAAAGUAUAUAAGAACAAAUAGAGAAAGGCUAAGAAAGAGACAUGAAAAGAUAGUUGAAGGAUUGAAAGAAGCUGAGAUAGAGUGUUUGGAAGGGAAUGCAGGGUUGUUUGUGUGGAUGAACUUAAGGCCAUUGCUUGAAGAGAGAACAAGAGAAGGAGAGUUGAAGAUUUGGGAGACUAUAGUGAAUGAAGUGAGGCUUAAUAUAUCACCAGGGAGUUCAUGCCAUUGCAGUGAGGUUGGAUGGUUUAGGGUUUGUUUUGCUAACAUGAGUGAGAAGACAUUGGAGGUUGCAUUGAAGAGGAUGAAGGACUUUGUGGAGAAGAAGAAGAUGAAGAACAAGAAGCAGCAGCAAAAGCAACUUUUUGGUUACUAUUUUGGGUGA
Molecule: messenger RNA, 1371 nt
Organism: Dioscorea cayenensis subsp. rotundata (Guinea yam)
Lineage: Eukaryota; Viridiplantae; Streptophyta; Magnoliopsida; Dioscoreales; Dioscoreaceae
Product: 1-aminocyclopropane-1-carboxylate synthase 7-like
Biological process (GO): biosynthetic process; amino acid metabolic process
Molecular function (GO): pyridoxal phosphate binding; transaminase activity
Source: RefSeq, a predicted model, not a curated record